AUGGAUCUAGACUCAGGCACAAUCGCCAUCGACGAUGUCGACAUCGCCACGCUUCCCCACGAAUACGUCCGCUCCAAGAUCGUUGCCGUCCCGCAGGAAUCCUACAUUUUCGACGGCACCGUGCGGUUGAAUCUCGACCCAGGACAGGCAGCUUCGGAUGCGGAGAUCACGGCGGUCCUGAAAAGGGUUCAGCUCUGGGAGAAAGUCGAGGAGCGCGGCGGACUCGAUGCCGUUAUUGACGACAACUUCUUUUCGCAGGGCGAGGCGCAGUUGUUGGUUUUUGCUAGGGCUAUGUUGAGGAAGGAGAGGGUGUUGAUUUUGGAUGAGAUUACGAGCAGUUUGGACGACGAGUCUAGUAGAAUCAUCGACGAGGUGCUGCGCUUGUGGUUCAAAGAUUGGACCAUAAUCGCUAUCGCACAUAAGUUGGAGUCGAUACUGGACUUUGAUCGAGUUGCGGUGGUCGAUUCAGGAGUAGUUGUCGAGUACGGAGAGCCUCGUCAGCUUCUGAGGAGCGAAUCCUCGUUCAAAGCGUUGUAUGAACGCUCAUCGGGUGUGUGA
Colletotrichum fioriniae is the source of this 558-nucleotide messenger RNA. NCBI's taxonomy places the organism in Eukaryota, Fungi, Ascomycota, Sordariomycetes, Glomerellales, Glomerellaceae. The record is from RefSeq and is a predicted model, not a curated record.